GUGAAUCAGUAUGGAAGAAAAUGAUCACGGCAACAGAGAUGUGGUGGAGCGGCAGGAGUCGGCGGAUGAAUCCAACAGAGCCAUCCUUCCCCUCUUACAGGCUCCGGGGAACCUGCAGAUCCCUCACCGGGUCACCAAUUUUUUCAUCGACAACAUCUUGCGGCCGGAUUUCGGCCGGAAAAAGGACGGGAGCGCAAACCGCGAAGAGAGCAGCCGUGCGUCGCGGGAGAGCCACAGCAGCCCCGCCGCGCCUCAGACCGAGCCGGUGGGCAGCACGGUGCCGGCAGAGGGGACCUCCACCCCGCACACGGUCACCGGGGCCAAGAAGCCCGCGAUAGCCGCCGAGGAGCCCCUGAAACCCCGAAGAGAGAAUGGAGACCAGUGCCUAAGCUCAGACUCUGACAGUUCCCAAGCCAGCUCAAACCCAGCGUCAUCUCAGCCCAUGCUGUGGCCAGCCUGGGUCUACUGCACCAGAUACUCGGACAGGCCUUCUUCAGGGCCGAGAUCUCGCAAACCAAAGAAGAAAACGACCAGCAAAGAGGAUAAGCGACCACGGACGGCCUUCACAGCAGAACAGCUGCAAAGACUAAAAUCGGAGUUUCAGACAAAUCGGUACCUGACGGAGCAGAGGCGGCAGAACCUGGCGCAGGAACUGGGCCUGAACGAAUCCCAGAUCAAGAUCUGGUUUCAGAACAAGAGGGCCAAAAUCAAGAAGGCCAGCGGCACUAAAAACACUCUGGCCUUGCACCUGAUGGCACAGGGACUGUACAAUCACGCCACCGUGUCGUCGAAAGACGAAAAAUCAGACAGCGAUUGA
This is a messenger RNA of Salarias fasciatus (jewelled blenny), 817 nucleotides long. It is a transcript of the gene en2a, whose product is annotated as engrailed homeobox 2a. Gene Ontology annotation, biological process: neuron differentiation; regulation of transcription by RNA polymerase II; multicellular organism development. The coding region runs from base 11 to 817 and encodes 268 amino acids. The record is from RefSeq and is a predicted model, not a curated record. Gene Ontology annotation, cellular component: nucleus. Gene Ontology annotation, molecular function: DNA-binding transcription factor activity, RNA polymerase II-specific; RNA polymerase II cis-regulatory region sequence-specific DNA binding. Lineage: Eukaryota; Metazoa; Chordata; Actinopteri; Blenniiformes; Blenniidae. The transcript is spliced from 2 exons.